GAUAAGCAAAGAUUGAAAAAAAUUAUGGAUGAAUUUAAUAAUAUGAAGGUUGUGGAUUUAAAUUAUGUUCGAAAUUUGGAAAAAUCAGCUUUUGGAAAAGAAGCAAAACGAGAAGGAAAAAAAAGGAAAUCAAAAAAAGAUGGAACCAUAUUGGAAGGUCAUGUUGGAUUCAAGCGUGGACAUUUAGCUUCGAAACACUUAAAAUCUAAACUCAAACAUGGCCCACAACGAGUACACAAGCCAAAGCAAAGACAAAACAAACAAGAGGACCAAAACAAAAAACCAAAGAAACAGAUGUGGUUUGAAACCAGGGCUGGAGCACUAAAAGGAGCCAAGUUUUUUACAGAAGCAGGAAAAUUUCUGACAAUUCUCCAAAACGCACUUCUUUCCUCCACCAAGUACAGCUAGUAGCAACUUCAAUUUUGAAACAACAAGAAUACGAUCAUUUUUGUAAUUUUAAAAUA
This is a messenger RNA of Chrysoperla carnea, 464 nucleotides long. RefSeq lists its product as uncharacterized. NCBI's taxonomy places the organism in Eukaryota, Metazoa, Arthropoda, Insecta, Neuroptera, Chrysopidae. The transcript is spliced from 3 exons. Bases 25 to 408 code for a protein of 127 amino acids. The record is from RefSeq and is a predicted model, not a curated record.